Oryzias melastigma (Indian medaka) is the source of this 4970-nucleotide messenger RNA. It is a transcript of the gene cnrip1b, whose product is annotated as cannabinoid receptor interacting protein 1b. Gene Ontology annotation, cellular component: plasma membrane. Lineage: Eukaryota; Metazoa; Chordata; Actinopteri; Beloniformes; Adrianichthyidae. The coding region runs from base 694 to 1182 and encodes 162 amino acids. The transcript is spliced from 3 exons. Gene Ontology annotation, biological process: negative regulation of signaling receptor activity. Gene Ontology annotation, molecular function: type 1 cannabinoid receptor binding. The record is from RefSeq and is a predicted model, not a curated record.
UUAUAGAGUCAAUGGCCAGGGUUCAGGAUUUCAUAAUGAUGGUACAAAUUCCAGUAGACCAGGAUGUAAAAGAGUUAAAAAUAGGGGUGGUCCAGAAUAUCGAUGUUACAAUAUAUCGCGAUUUUUAGCCGUGAGAUUGAUUCUCGAUGGGUUCUCACCAAGUUUUGAUCUUUUAUUUUCGUUUGAAAAGGUCAUCUUUUGGUGAGAGGUUCCGUUGGAGGUAGAUAGGUGCCGUAGUUAAAACUAACACCGUCCAGUUUACCCCCACUUAUACUAUCAGCUUCUUUAAUUUAUCACACAUUUUUGGGCAAAUUCAUUAUUUUAUAUAAGGUACAUGCUUUGACAUGAUCUACAUAGACUGAAGGUAAAGACCCUGCGUUGUAGCUGCUCCGCCUAGUGACCAAACUGAGAAGUAUACCCCCCCACCCCCCGUUUUACAGACACCCCCUAAGGAAAACGGACUCAGCUUCAGCACCAAGGACAGCGGAGUCCCGUCUCUCCUCCAAUGGGUGGAGUAAGGAUGGAUGCAUGAAUGACAGGCGCGAGGAGAGCGUCCACUGGGAUUAGGGUUUGCACGCUGCAGGUUGGACAGGAUUACGGAGCGCACGGGAGCGGCGGACACGCACGCGCGCGGCAUUCCUCGGUCUCUCUGGAGAAGAAAGGACCCGGAGGUCCAGCGGGUUCUCGGGGAACAUGGCGGACGUCCCCCAGCUCAUCAAAAUCGGGGUUUCCUUGAAGAUGCUCCCCAACAACACCGCCGUCUACUUCAAGUCGGACGGCGCGCGCUUCGGGCAGACGCGGACCAUCAAGCUGCUGACCGGAUCCAAGUACAGGAUCGAGGUGGUCAUCAAGCCGGGGGCAGUCGAGGCCUCGUCCAUGAGUGUGGGAGGGGUGAGCUUCCCCCUGGAGCAGCAGUCCAAAGACCCCCAGUCUGUGGUUUACACCGGCUUGUAUGACACAGAGGGGGUUGCACACACCAAGAGUGGGGAGAGGCAACCAGUUCAAAUCAGCAUACAGUUCACAGAGGCCGGCCUGUUUGAGACCGUCUGGCAGGUGAAAUAUUACAACUACAACAAGCGGGACCACUGCCAGUGGGGCAACAGCUUCAACAGCAUCGAGUACGAGUGCAAACCCAACGACACGCGCACGCUCAUGUGGGUCAACAAGGAGACUUUCGUCUGACGGCCCAGCCUAGGGGGCGCUGCAUGCAGCCAAGUGUUGUUCGGUUUACCGCCCACUAGCUGCCAGCCAAGACAGAUAAGCAGCAAGCCCCUCGUGUGACCCCUGUGUUCUGCAGACCAGCAGGGGGCGCACUGCAAACUCCAAACCUUGUUUCCAAAAACUUCCACUCUGCUUGUUCUCCAGCUCUGAUUACUGUUGAUUAUCUCAGCAGGAUCAUGUAAGGUUUGCUGGAAAACAAUCAGAGAAAUGCCUUUUGAGGAAUAGAGUUAAACCUGCUUAAUCUCACAAAAUAUUUGUUUAAUUGAAAGAUAUAUUUUGUCUGUUUAUUUGUUUGUUUUAGCCUAGAUCUAAGGUGCAAAUUUUCUUUCCAAUGUUUUUGUUUCUGAUAGCUGAUUUCCGAACCAGUGAUGGUAUCAUCGUGAUAAAACAGAGCACAUCAUGCCUCUUCCAACAAUAGGUGGCGGACAUGUGCUGGUAAACAGUAAAAAAAGAAGAGGAAGCCCCUCCCUGCUUGUCCAGUGUGAACACCAUGUGCUAUACAUGUGUACAGCGAUCGCAUCACAUGGCGGUUGUGAACGUAGCAAGAGAGCUUCAUCUGCAAAACGGUUUUAUUCAAUCUUUUGAUUUUUUUAUUGAAAUAUAUGCAGAUACUAAUGCUUUUCCCAUAAAAUGAUGCACCCCAAAUGACCAAAAAAGUCCUUUUUGGAAAUAGCAAAACGUCUGGAUGAUAGUGUACUUAUCUGUGAUGCUAUUCUACAAUCAGUGCAUGCAGUUGAAACAAAGCAUGUGUGCUGUUAACAUUGUAUGCUGUGACUGUUCAUUACUGGCUAAGGCAUAGUGUUAAAAGUAUAGAAAUAAUUUAAACUUGGAUUCUCACUCAAUGUUCCACACAUUUUUCAGGAAUUCCUGGAAAAAAUAAUCUUUAAGUUUUCUGGAAUUUACACAAAUUUGCAACAAAAAACUAACUUUUCUGUUUCUGUCUCUAGUCGUCACCAAUUUCAUUUCACAGGUCAAUGUUUCACUGCCUUUCAUUUCUAUCUGUUUCUACAUUACGAAAAUUACAUUUUAGGUUAAGAUUAAACAAAAUUUGACCCACCUCUAUCAACUCUAAAACUAGAGGAAAACUUUGUGUGGAAACUAUUUCAAAAAUGCUAACUUCUAACAUUUUGGAAAGUCCUUUGAAAAACUAUUUACAGUUUAUUGCCAGAUAUUUUGCUUUUCAUUUUUUACAACUUUGUCUAAAAAUUGCUUCUUUUCUACAAUAUAUUCACCCAUUUGUCUUUGGGAUGAAGGUCGCUCUUUCCUGUUUUUAUUCCCGCUUUCAUUUCAAAAACUUUUCUCAUAAGAACUGGAUAAAAACUUAAACUGAAACGUUAUCCUGGAUAGGAAUGAUUUAACAUGAUUCCUUUUUUUUUAAUAAAAAAACACUCAAAGUGAAAGCUAUCAUUUACUGAAGUUAACCCUUUAGCUUAUGAGGAAACAAGCAAAAAAAAUUUUUUUGCUACCUUUUAUAUUCUUAAACAGCAAGGUUUACAUUUUAUUUUUAUAUUUUAACAAUAUGGUAGAAUAUUUUUAUAAACAAAUCUCAGGAGUUCAGGGCUAACAUGCAAUAACAGAGAACUGAAGGACAGCUUAGGAUCAAGAGACUCCGCCCCCAAGAAAGUUUUGAUGUGCAACCUGUUUUGCAACUUUCUUUUGAACUACUGCAACUCUACAACCGUUUACGCAAUUAACAUGAUUCCUGAGAGAAAAGCAACUUUGCGCUGAUAUGCAACCCUUUACAGUCUGUACGCAAUCAAUGUAAAUUAGCUGAUACGUCAACAUCUGUUGGAAGAAUAUGUUUUGUGCAAAUGGUCAAACAGUUACAGUAGAGCUGUUACUUAGUGGUUACCAGAGACAUUUCCUGUGUUAACGGGUUAAGGAUUUAAGUAGCACAUUUUCUAACAUAUCAAAUCUUUCUAGAGUUGUUUGGAUUAUAACAUAUAAUAGUAUUAAUGUGUGUUAAAGCUAGACUUAAAAUUUGAAAGACUUGUUUUUGAAUUCAGCCCCUAGUGGUCUUUCAAAGGUAUUGCAGGUUUUGGAGCUUCCGUUCACAGUGUCUGCAAGCCUGUUUGUUGUGUCAGAAUAGUAAAUGUAGCAAUGUCGGGUUUUUAGAUUCAGCAAAAGCCAAUGGCAUAAUAUUUUGGAGUAAGAAGCUGAGCGCAGUCAGUUCUUUAGAUUUCUAUGAAAUGGUUUUGUGACCGUCAGGUGUAAUGAUAUGUGUUUGUACAACAUAGUCGGUGUUAAUGCGUUUACAAGAGGUGUGUUUUAUUUUCCAGAUGGUGCUUUUCUAUUCAGAGGAGACAAAUGUUCAAUUUUGAAAAUCCUAUCCAUUCCAGGAAAAGAAGGGGAAACAAAAUAAAAGCAACACUUGCUGAUGGUGUCUGCAUAGAUAUGAUUAUGCCUUCAAUACAGUUCAUGUCAUGAGAGUCUCAACCCAUACUUUGGUGCAAAAUAUGGAGAUUUUUUUUUACCUUUUUUUUCUUUUUAUAUGUUAAGAAAAACAAACUGGAAAUGUUGAUUAAAUUAACUUAAGUGGAGAUAAAGUAGAAAUAAGUUGUUAUUGAAUUGGUAUACUAAUAGUUUAACAAAACAAACAAAAAAGUAAAAGACAAAAACUAACAAAUGUGUUUUAAAAAAAUAUGACUGUUUUUUUUUAAGAAAAAACAAAUCAAAUGAUUCAAUUCGUUAACUCCAAUUAGCCAUUCAGACUUUUUUUAAUCUAAAAGUUAUUUCUGUUUCUUUCACAUUUACCAUCAUGUUUAGUGACGAUGGACCGCUCUACAAGAACAGAUAAAACUAAUAAUUAUAGACAUAUUUUUAUACACUUGACUGUUCUCACAAACAGGGACCACAGUUUUCUCAAACAUUUGCCAAAAACUUCACAUUUUAUACCAAUAUUUACUCUUUUUCUGAUUAAAAAUUAUAGAUUUUAGAAUGGAACAUUCCAACAAUGGAAAGUCAGGAGUGUCAAAAUAAGAGAAUAAAAAAUUAAUUAUUUCUUUUUUAUAAUUACCGUUUUUCUAAAUGCUUUAGUUAUUUUUUCAGUUAUUCAUAUUUUGAAAAUUAGGUUUGCUCAUCUACUACAACUAUAAUGAAAUAAAAACUAAAUUAUUUAAAUAUGUUUCCACAUUACCGUAUCAUUGAUCUUUAAUUUUUUUUAAUGCACUGAAGCAUUUUUAGUUUAAUCCAAAUAAACAAAAAUAAAUAAAGAAAUAAUAAAUAUUGGUAUACUGGCAAAAACAUUGUCUGUAUUUUUUUCCUGGCACUUCUGUCUUUCCAUAUAUUCUUGAAUCUUAGGAUUGUUUGUUAUUUUGUUGGUGUUGUUUUGUAAACAGUGCAGUGAGGAUUUGAGUGGAGUUGUGCGUCUACCUUUAAAGAGUUUGUGCUUCACCUCCUCUAACAUUUAGAAAUUAUGGUUUCUUUGUUCACUGAGCAACGAAAGCACAACAUAACCAAUAGAGACUAUUUCUUUACAGCUUGUCUCUUUUUUUGAAUUGUGAUGUUGACAUUUGUCAUUUUGUACAUUAUUUAGGUUUAAACGUGUUGGUAAAUUGUGAAUAGUUUGUACACUUAACCGAUCUAUGCAAACGGGAAUAACAGACAAACAAUGAAACAGAGGAAUAUAUAUUUAUUGCAGUCCUACCUCUUUGUAGAAGUCAUGUUUGUUUGUUUGUUUGUUUUGACUAGGAUCCAAAAACUGUAAACUGUUUAUUGCACUUGUGUUUAUAAAUUAAACAUUGAUGUUU